AUUAUAUUGAUACGCUGUACUGUGCCAUAGCUACGUGAUUUCAUUAUUGGUAAUGGCUGUUGUCCGAACAACAUUAAAAGUGCAGUAGAAUAGAAGCUAAAAAAAAAAUAUUUUAUAUUCCGUGUAAAAGUGAUUUUGUGUUUAAUAAAAAAAAGACUAAGUUUUGUUUAAAUAAACUUUUAAUAUUAAUAAACUAAUAAAGAAAAGAGGAAACUAAAAAAAAGAGGUAUUAGAGAUCGAAAUUUUUUUCGAAAAAAAAAAACAAGAACCGUAAAGUUCUAACGAGUGAGAGCAAUUCGUCAAAAAAAGAAAGCAGCUUUUAAAGAAAAAUUAAGAAAAACUAAUAAAUACUAAUAAAAACACAACAUGAAUCGAAAAACACCACAAGCUUCAAAACAGCAACAAUUCCAAAGUUGUAUGCAAGUAUUAAAUUCUAAAAUAAAGUAUAAGUCAAAAAUUGACGAAAUUCAAAAGUGUUUUAAAUUGUUUAAAAAUGAAGAAGAAAUAUUUCAAAUCAUUAAAAAGGACCAAUUGAGUCUGUUUUUUACCCUUGUUGUACAUUGUAUGGUGGAUACAAAAUGGGUAAAACAGAAAGAGGAUAAGAUUGAACCGAUUCGACAAUCAAUUGAAAAAUGCUUAAAAUUUUUAUGCGAUAUAAACUUAAAUCAUAUUCGUGAAGCGCUACAAUAUUUGCUCACGACAAAACUUUGGUGUGAUACUGAUGAUUUUGUUAAAAUUUUAAAUAAGGAGGAAUUAUCAAAAGAAGAUGAAGAAUUUUUGAAAAAAGAAAAUAUGUACAUUAUUUUACUACGAUUACAGUCGUUAUUUGAAUCAAAUUUGAUUGUAUCAGUAUUUCUAGUUUGUAAUAAAUUAAAAUUGUUGCUAAAAAAAUUAAUACCUGAUCAAACAUUAGUAAAAACAACAUCAAAACAACAGAAACAUUUAUUGACAGACAUUUAUUUUUGCUGUUUAGUAGAACUAAACCGAAAUAAAUUAGUAUUAGAAAUCAACAAUAUAAAUAAUGAUGAUUUAUAUAAAAUGAUAAUUAGAAAUUCUACUCUUAGUUCUUUAAAUACAUCAUUGUCAGAAAAAAGAACGCAACUAUUGGAAAUUUCUACUAAAUAUUAUGUUGCGCAAGUAACAUUAAAAAAUAUAGAUGAGUUUAAUGAGAACAUGAUUCAAAAGUUUUCUAAAGUUUGGGGAAUUCUAAUUGAACAACACCGUGAUGAUAAUUCCGUUGCAAUAAGAAAAUUUUUCGAAAAAGUUUUUGAGAAGGCACAGUCAAAACACAUUGUUGUGGCUUGUGACGUGAUGCGGAAAUUGAACAAGGCUGAUUGGAAAUCACUACUAUGGGAAAAAGUUUUUAGUAUCAUGACUACCAAAAUAAACAAAGUAGAAAAAAUGAAAUAUUCAAAUUCGAUAUCGGCUGAUAUAGUAAUAAAACACGAGGAAGAUUUAGCGUUUUAUUACAAAAUUUUUGCAAAUUUUUUAAAAGAUAUUAGUAAACACUUAUAUCGUGAAUGUUUAUUAACGUUAUUUUCACUAAAUCCAUGUUAUGAAGUCGCUAAUCUUGUCGAUAAUGAAAUAUUUGAUAUUUUAUCCGAAAAAUUUAAAAAUUUAAAUUUAUUAAAAAAAAAUAUAAAUAGUACUAAUAAUGCAAAUGAAGAAAAUGAAACGUCAAACAACAAUAAAGUAUUGACAUUGGAAAAUCAAACAAAUUCAUCAAUAUCACAAACCGAGACAAAGCAAUCAAUAUCAGGCAAUGCGAUGGAAUAUCAAACAAUAUCAAAAGCUGAAUUAUUGGAAUUAUCAUUAUUUUUUGAUUCAGAACUGAUUCCAGAAGGUUAUAUAUUAGAAGCAAUUGAACUUGCCUAUUUACCAGAAGAUACAAUUGGGGACGUUAUCAAUGUGUUGAUGUCACCACGUUUAAAGUUAUUAUCAUGGUCAUUAAAUGUUAACGACUUAAAAUGUGUUAUGAAAACUUUAUUAGAUCCAAAAGCUAAGUAUAUGUUUACAGCAAGAAAUUUGGCCGAUGCAAAUGAUAAGUUAACUCAUGUUAAAGUUGAUUCAAGAGAUUAUUUACAUUUACCAUUGUCACUUGAAUUUCCUGGUAUCGAAAAAGGUUACGAAGAUUUCGAAACUAAUUCUAAUGAUGAUGAGGAUAAUGAAAAUGAUGACGGAGAAGAUAUUGAUGAUAAUGCAUCAUCAACAUAUUCAGAAUAUAAUUACGGAAAUAAUUAUAAUAAUAAUGGUAAUAAUAAUAUACAUAUUGAUAAUAUUCCGUCUGCCAAUGUCAUGAAUAUUGAAUAUAAUACGAAACGUACACGAAAAAAUAAUUAUACAAUUACAACAUAUAAUAAAAACAGUAAUAAAAAUAAAGACAAUAUUACUAUUGAUAAUAAUCAAAUUGAUAACAAUAUUAAUAAUACUACAAAUGAAUGUGAUAAUCCUACUGUAUUAAAUGAAAUUAAUAGAAUUAAAACAAAUAACAGCAAUGAGAAUAUGAAAACUGUGUCAGAAUUGUUAUCUAAUAAUAACGUAAUGAAUUUUGAAAUUGAUCAAAACAAUGCGAGUGAAUUGGAAAAUUUAAAUAAACAAAAUUCAUUUGUUCAAGAAGUUUAUGCAAAAGUUGAUUAUCAAAAUGCGCAAGAUGAUAAAAAUACAUGUAUGGAUACUAUUUUACAUACAUUAAAUGAUACUGAUAAUCCAAAAACAAGUGUUAAUAAUGAUUUAAUAAGUACUGAUCAAACAAAUAUAUUCCAUCGAAAUACUGAUGACAAUAUGGAACUAUUAGAAAAUGAUGCGGAAAAACACCAACCAAUAUUAUCUACAAUUAGUACAACUGAAAUUUCAGCUAGAAGAAAUGAAUGUAUGGACGUAGAUGAAUUAAUUGAUAUGAGUGAACUAUUUGGAUUACCAUCAAUAUCAGACACGUCAAAGCAGAAUGAAAUGACAUAUAAUCCAACGUAUGAUCAACCUACGUCAUCCUCAUCAAUAAAUCGAGAUCAAGAAAAUAGUAGUGAGGAGUUCCCAAUGCGUACUAGAGAAAAAAAUAUGAAACCAACUCCAGGUCCUUCACGACGUAAUCUUGCACCUGAAAACAGGACAGGUACAGGUAAAGAACUUAUAUUUAGCAUUAAUAAGUUAUUUGAUGCAAAAGAUAGUAGAUGUUAUAAUAAAAGUAAUAAUGAUAUUUGUAAUAUUAUUGAUUUUAAUGUCAAAAAAUCCAAUUAUAAAAUUGCUUUAAUCAAUGAUGAUAGGGACAGUAAUAACAAGACUAGGGAUAAUGAUAAUAAUAGUAAUAAUAAAAAUAAUAAUAUUAAAAUAAGUAAUGAUAACAGUAAUAAUAGUAUAGAAGGUAAUAUAAAUAUUUAUAGGGAAAUCGAUGAAAUAAAUAGUAGCAAUAUUAAUAACGUCAAUAAAAAUAAAAUUUACGGCAAUAAUAAUAAUAAUAAAAAUGAUAAUAGCAGUAAUAAUAAUAUUAUCAAUAAUAAUAAUAAUAGUAAUAACAGUAAUAAUAAUAAUAAUGACAAUAGUAAUUGUAAUAAUAAAAAUCAUAAUGAUGACAGUAAUAAUAAUAAUAGUCAUAAUAACAAUAAUGUUAAUAGUAAAAAUGAUAAUAAUAAUAGUAACAAUAAUAAUGAUAAUAAUAAUAGUAAUAAUAAUGAUGACUGUAGUAACGAAAAUAUAGAAAAUGUUUCAAAAGAAACAAAAGUGAGUUCAACCAACAAAGAAAAUGUUUCAAAUAAUAAUACUAAAAAUAAAUUGAUGGAAAGUUUUGACUGUACGUUAUCAACAACAAAGGGUAUGUUAAAGAGAAAAUUAAUUCCCACAUCUUCAUCUACCGCGUCUGUAGUUAAGGAAUAUGGUACUGAUUUUAAGAAAAAGCAAAAGAAAAAUAUAAAUUAUGAAAAAAAAGAUGAGAAUGAUGGUAAUAAUGAUAUUAAUAUUGAAAAUAGAAUUCCUAAUAAUUUGGGUGGUAAUUUUUGCAAUAGUAAUACUAAUGAUAACAGUAACAAUAUAUUUUAUGAAGAUAAUGGGACUGAUAUAAAAUGUAAAAAUGAAUUGAACAAAAAAUUAAAAAAGCUUGUUAUUACAGGCUUAAAAAGUCAACAAUUAUCAUUAAUUUAUGAUUCUAGCACAAGUUCAGCCAGUUAUGAUAAUAUACAAAAUAUUAAUAGGAAUUUGAUAUUAAGUGAUUUGGCAUCUUCAACGUUGUCAUCAUCCUCAUCAUCAUCAUCAUCUUCAUCAUCUGUAACAUCAUCAUCACUACCAUUAGUAAAAUUAAAUGAAAAGUAUCAACGUAAUUUUUAUAAUAUUGAUAAUAUUACUAGGGAAUCAUUAGUUAAAUCCGCAUUAAUUAAUAAUAUACAUAUUAAUUUAAAUACGCUUAAUUAUGAUAUAUUAUUAAAAAAUAAAAUUAGUGUUAUUGUUGAUAAUUAUUUAAUACAACAUCCAAUUGUUUUGAUUAAUAAAUUAGAUAACGAAAUUUUUAUGGAAAAAUAUAGAAAAUUUAAAUGUCAGUAUUACAAAAAAUUUGUUGAUAUAAAACCUAAUAAUAAUAAUAAUAAUAUGAACUACAGUAAACAAAAUAAAGAUGUUAUGAGUGAUCAAUCAUAUAAUAAUUAUAAAUUUGAUGAUGAUAUAGAAAAUGUUAAAGCUUUAAAAUUAUCAAGUUUGAAAAGAAUUAACUUAAAAUCCAAUGGUAUUUUACCACAAAAUAUUAAUAAUAAUUCAACAAUAAUGAAUAAUAUUGAAUGGAAAAAACAGUUUGAUAGAAACAUCCUUAAAAAUUUAAAUGCUAUUAAAAAUAAAAAUAAAACACAAAAUAUUACCAAGAAUAAUAAUUAUAAAAAUAAUUAUAAUAAGGCGAAUAAGAAUAACAAAAAUAGAUUAGUUAAAACAAAAAGAAAAUCAAAUUUAAUAACAACAACAUCAUCGAAAGAUAUCAAUAAAAAAACGAUUAUAAUUAACAGAAAAAAGAAAAAUAAUCAUAAUUAUAUGAAAAAUGUAUUGAAAUUUUUAAAUGAGAAGAUGACAUCAAAAUUACAUUAUAUCAAUAGACAAUUAAGUGAUGACAUGUACUUAUCAUCAUCAUCAUCAUCAUCGUCCUCAAAUUCAAUGAUAAAAGAGUCAAAUAAAAAUUCAAUCGAGUUUUUAAAAUAUAAAAUAAAAGACAAUCAUAUAAUUAAUGAUAAGAAUAAAACAGCAUUUAAUAAAUUGAAAAAUUCAAAACUCAAAAAAACUAUUCGUACCAAUAAAGCAAAUAAUGUUAAAUCCAUUAAUAAUAAUUGUAAUAAUAAUAAUAAUAAUAUAACUGAUAACAUAUAUAAUUCUAAUAAUAGUAAUUCAAAUCAUAAAAAUGUUUGUGAUAACAAUAAAAUUAAUAUUAAGGAUACUAAUCACAAACAUUUAAAAAGAAAUUCUGAUUAUAUUGAAAAUGUAUUGCCAUCAAGUUUAUCUCUCACUACUACAACUAAUAUUAAUAUUACAACUAUUUCUAUUACAACUGCAUCUACUACAACUAUACCUACUACAACAAGUUGUGCUGAUGUUAUUACUGGUACAAAUAAUGGUAUUAACGCCGAUACUAUUGCUAUGACUAAUAAAAUUGAGUUAAAUAAAAGUUCAAUCCCAAAGGGCUUAGUUAAAAUAUCAAAUAAAAAAUUAAAAAUUCAUACUUCAAAAAUUGAAAGUAAAAACCAAAACAUAGAAGGAGAAGAAGAGGAAGAAGAUGAAGAAAAUGAAGAAGAUGUUGAAACAGAAGAGGAAGAAGAAGAUGAAGAGGAUGAAGAGGGUGAAGAUGAAGAUGAAGAUCAAGACGAAGAUGAAGAUGAAGAUGAAGAUCAAAAUCAAGAUCAUGAUGAAGAUGGAGAUGGAGAUGAAGAUGAGGAUGAAGAUGGAGAUGAAGGUGAAGAUGAAGAUGAAGACGAAGGCGAAGAUGAAGAAGAAGAAGAAGAAGAAGAAGAAGAAGAGGAGGAAGAAGAACAUAAUGAUGAUGGAGGAGAAGAAGAAGUCCCAAAACAACAAUCCAAUCAACGCAAAAAAAAGACUUUUGAUAAAGUAUUUCACAACAACUCAAUAUUAGGGAAUAAUGAUGAUAAUGAAUAUGAUGAUAUUAACGAUAGCAAAUUCAAAUAUUUUAACCUUGACCGUAAAAAUAGAAAUAGGAUUAAAUUAAUAAAGAAAAAAUAUAAAAAUGUAACUACAUCAUCAUUAACCCGUCUAUAUAAAAUUAAAUUAAAAAAUACGAAAAUAAAACAAGAAGUAAGAACAAAUUACAUCAAAACCAAAAAAGUAUCAUCAUCAUCAUUUUCAUCGCUAACAUCACCAUCGACACAAACAUCAGCUAUGUUUAAUAAACAAUCAUCCUCAUCAGGAUCCUCAUCAAAUAUGUUAUUACAUAGCAACAAUGAAAUUAUUUCAAAGAAAAAUUAUUCUACUAAAAAUGAUCUUUUGAAUGAAAAACAUUAUGAAAAUAUAAUCGGUAAAAUAGGUUUUAAUAAAAAUGAUAUAAAAAAAGAAAAUAAAUCUAGUAAAUUACUAUUAUCCAGUAUCUCAAAUUAUAAGAAAUAUACUAAAAAUGGAUUGAAAAAAAAUUUUUCGGCCAAAAAUUCCAUAAAAGAUUUCAGUAGUAGUAAUAGUAAAAUUUUAUCUUUGAAAAUUGAAGAAAUUGAUGAAGACAAUAUGGAAGAUCAGUUGUUAUCAACAACAACGGUACAAACCAAUGAAUUUAGUAUUAAUAAUGUUGAUAAUGAGGUUAAUGAUCAUGCUGAUGAUGAUGAUGAACAUGUAUAUUUUCAUGAUAAAACAUAUUAUAGUAAUGAUGAUUACAGUAAUCGUCCAAUUUCUAUUGUUGAAUGUGAUAGAAAUGAUAAAACAAGUAUUAGACACAAAAAAAAUAAUUCAACUGAUAUAAGUAAUAAAAGCAGUAUAAAUAUGAUAACAAAUAAUGUUAAUAACUAUGAUAUUGAUGACAGUGAAGAGGAAGUAAUAAAAAUCAAAAGCAAAGUUUUUAUGGAUAAAAAACAAAAAAUAAAUAAUAAAAUGUUACCACCUAAAAAUUUAUCUAAUCAUAAAAAUUUAAAUAAAAAAAAAUUACGUCAGGAUCAUAAUUAUGAAAAAAAGAAAAAAGAGCAGGAAAAAGAUGAAAAAAUUUGUUUUUAUAAUGAAAACGUUAAUCAAAGAUGUCAAAAGUCACAAGAAAAAGUUUGUUCAAUAAAUUUAUCAUCAACGAAACUCUUAAAUCAUAAUAAUCAUAAUUGCGAUAAAAAAAGUCAUAAUAAUAAUAAUAAUAAUAAUAAUAAUAAUAAUAAUAAUAAUAAUAAUAAUAAUAAUAAUAAUAAUAAUAAUAAUAAUAAUAAUAAUAAUAAUAAUAAUAUUAAUAAUAAUAUUAAUAUUAAUAAUAGCAGCCAUAAUAACAGUAUUAUUAAUAAUAACGAUUUCAAUAUUGAAGAUAUAAAUUUAUUUAUAAGUGAUGAAAGUGAUUUAGAAAGAUUUUCAUCUGAUUCUGAAUAUAAACCAUCAACCAAAUUAAAAGAUAUACCAUCAAAGCGUUAUAAUAAUGACAAGGAGUUACGUUCAAGUAGAUACCGUAAUAAUUUUUCAAUAUAUUAUGUUUUCAUAAAUUCAAAUUAUAUAAAUUUUUUAAAUAUAUGUAAUAAUGGUAAUAUUAAUUACAAUAAUCAUGAAAUAAAUUUUAAUAAAAAAGUACAUAAUUAUAAAAGAAAUACUAAAUUUAAUAAUAUUAUUAAAAAAUUAUAUUAUUUUGGUAUUAUGGAAUAUGAUAAUUUAUUAUUUGAGCAGAAUUUUAAUAUAAAUGAUAACAACAAUACGAAAAAUAGUACUAGACGCAAAAUUCAAUGUGAAAGAAGAAGCGAGAGUUGA
Condylostylus longicornis is the source of this 7887-nucleotide messenger RNA. Its product is annotated as protein PF3D7_1417600-like. The coding region runs from base 367 to 7887 and encodes 2506 amino acids. Lineage: Eukaryota; Metazoa; Arthropoda; Insecta; Diptera; Dolichopodidae. The transcript has 10 exons. The record is from RefSeq and is a predicted model, not a curated record.